AUGGUUGUUUCUGAGAUUGUAUCCCUCAUCGGUUCUAAGGAUCGAGAAGUUCUCUCGAGAUGGGGUCAGUCCAUCGUGGAGAUUCGACGAGAAGAAGAGGGAGAGGACGGACGAAGACUGGUCAUAGGAGGGUCAGGCAUCUUGGUAUUGACCUUCAAGAGGCUCUGUGUGCUCACCAAUGCACAUGUGAUUCCCGACAUGCAGAGCGCGAGAGGAUCAUCUGUGAGUUUCUCUCUGCUCAUAUCGGACGCUCCCAACACCAUUCAACUUAGACCAGAGCUCUUCUUCCUCUCCAGCCCACCUCCUCGACCUUCCUCCUGUUCAUGUGGUGAAGAUUCAUGCUCUUGUCGCCAGUCCGGGAAAUGCUCGCUCGGCAGUCUGGAUUACUCACUGAUAGCGGCUGAGGGCGAAGGCCUCGCCUUCCGCCAGCCUCUUCUCAUUCCCAGGGGAUGGACCUGCAUACCCAAGGACCAUCGCAUCCUGCUGCUCCAUCGCACUCAACGAGGAGGUUUGAGAUGUGCGCAUGAGGAGCUUGUUGAUCAUGACCAGUACAACCUCCUUACUGUCGCUGCAACUCCUUCUGGUUCUUCUGGGUCUCCCAUCUUCUCGUCAUUGGGCGAACUGAUCGGGAUCCAUCGGGCAGGAGGACCAGAGAGGCUGUUGGGCGAGUGGGAGCUAUUAAGAAAUUUGAGCUUUGUAGACAACCGCGGCCCUUGCUACGGCGUUCCAAUCGGACCAGUGGCGAAAGAUAUGGAAGAAAAGUUUGUGGUUUCUGAAAUGGUUAGAAUGAUGCUGGAUGAUGCCCUCAAGUUCUGCAUAACAGAGGAGGAGAUUGUGGUGCAGGAGCAGGAGCAGGAGCAGGAGCAGGAGCAGGAGCAGGAGCAGGAGCAGGAACAGGGGCAGGCGCAGGAGCAAGAGCAGGAGCAGGAGCAGGAGCAGGAGAAAGAUCAGCAGGAGCAUGAGCAGGAGCAGGAGAAGGAACAGGAACAGAAUAGCUUGGACAAGGAAAUGCUUGGGAAGCAAAGAGGAGAAGAUGAAUACCAACGUGAAGAGUCAGGGGAUGUAGUUAAAACCAUGCAAGAACACUGUUUGAAGAAUGAGUUGAGCUGCCAAGAAUUUGAUCUAGUCGAAUGCUGUGAUGAACCUUCCUCAAUGUGCAAAGCACACAUGACCGAGCCAUCGGAACGAGAGGUGCAGGCGGAAGAAAUUGAAAGAGGGGGAGGGCAGACCCGGGAGACAUUGCUUCUUAGACAAGAAAGUGUCCAACAGAAUGAUAGGUGUAUGAUUGCUGGAGAGGAAAGUUUAUUGGAAAGGGGAGAGAACGAUGUACGAGAGAACGACGUGGCAGUCUUCGAGGCCGGCAAAAUUUGCAGGUCUGGCGUCAAUAUCAAGGGAAUGAUGCGACAGGUCGAUGAUGAAAAGGACAAAGAUGAACCUGAGAGUCAAGAGACUGUUGAACAAACUCUCAACCAUCCAGAUGUUGAAAGUUCUCGUCACCUGUACACAAAUGGUGUUCUCACGAUCAAGCGAUUGGGUCUCGCUCUUCGAUUCCAAACCAACGGAUAUCUUAUGGUCUUGUGCGAGGAAGAAGGAAUUUUCUCACAGACACUUGAGCAUGGCGAUGAGAUCCAAGAGGUCAAUUCGAUUACUGUGGUCGGGAGGAGUCUCACUGAGGUGGUUGACCUUUUCCACGAGUGUAUUGUCUGCGUGUUGCUCAGGCGAUGUGGCUCCUCAAGUCGUCAACCUGGAGAAUCCAAGGAGGAAGUGCAUCUGAUUGAAAUCGCCUCUCCAUUUACUCUGACUGACACGCGGGAUAUUUGCCGCCGCAGACUGAUCUCCUUCUACAAGAUCUUCAAUCCACAAAAGCUUCGAUACGUCAAUGACAUUUUGGAUCAGACAGGAUUGAAUGUCGUCAACUUGAACGCUUCCUUGCUAUCCAAGUAUAAUGCAGACCUUGACAGUGAUUUCUGCACGAUUUCGUCGCAGAAGAAUGCCUUGAAAUCUGCUUUCCAUGGGUUUGAUCAUGAAGCCUUUCGUGCUGACCUGGUCAAUAUACUCGGAGCACUUUUCCUGGUCGACACCCCGCGAUUAGCGAGGACGGAUAGAUGA
Molecule: messenger RNA, 2109 nt
Organism: Guillardia theta CCMP2712
Lineage: Eukaryota; Cryptophyceae; Pyrenomonadales; Geminigeraceae
Exons: 2
Coding region: 1-2109 (702 amino acids)
Molecular function (GO): protein binding
Source: RefSeq, a predicted model, not a curated record